AUGCUGGCGCUGCGCUGCGGCUCCCGCCUGCUGGGCCUGCUCCCGGCCCCGCGCUCCGCGCCGCUGCGGUUCCCGGAGGCCCGGGCCUGCAGCAGCGGCGGCGGGGGUGCCCGCGACGCCUCCUCGGGAAACCCGCUCGUGUACCUGGACGUGGGCGCCGACGGGCAGCCCCUCGGCCGCGUGGUGCUGGAGUUGAAGGCAGAUGUUGUCCCAAAGACAGCAGAGAACUUCAGAGCCCUGUGUACUGGGGAGAAGGGCUUUGGCUACAAAGGUUCCACCUUUCACCGAGUGAUUCCGUCCUUCAUGUGCCAGGCGGGUGACUUCACCAACCACAAUGGCACAGGGGGCAAGUCCAUCUAUGGCAGCCGCUUUCCGGAUGAGAACUUCACGCUGAAGCACGUGGGACCAGGUGUGCUGUCCAUGGCAAAUGCAGGCCCCAACACCAAUGGCUCCCAAUUCUUCAUCUGCACCAUAAAGACGGACUGGCUGGAUGGCAAACAUGUUGUGUUUGGCCAUGUUAAAGAGGGCAUGGAUGUUGUGAAGAAAAUAGAGUCUUUUGGCUCCAAGAGUGGGAAACCAUCCAAAAAGAUUGUCAUCACAGACUGUGGCCAGUUGAGCUAACCCGCUGGGGCUCCUGGCCAGCAGCAGCACACAUGUGUGACUCCCUGGGUGGCUGCCACGGCUUCUGGUGAAGGUACCCUUAGAGUGGCCUGUGCUCGCUCCGCCAUCAGUGCACUGAAGGAAGAUCUCUCAGGAAUCCGGGACCCCAUGGGGUCCCACCAGACUGCUUCCCAGUGUCCACCCUCCCUCGCAAUCCUGUUUCUGGACAUUGUGCAUCAUGGCCAAGUAUCACCACCACUCUGCUCCUCAGGCCUCAUUGUGAGGGCCCAGCCCAUGUUCACCUGUGCCUCGGACAUCAGCAUGGUGAGAAAUAUCUUCCAGGGAAGGUCUCUACUUUUUUUCUUGACCACAGGGGAAAACCCGUUGCUGCAAAGGGACUGUUGUAUCUGUCUACUUCCAUCUUCCUAAUUGUAAUAAUUUGAUGAGCAAGGUUGCCUGGAGAUGACGCUGUACCAUGCUGUGGUGUGACCUGAGUUGGUGACCCAGGCCCAGAGCUUGGCCUUUGAGGCAUAAUCAGGGCUUCUGUGAAAGGUCCCGUGGCUGAGGCCGUUAUCCCAGCUACUGUGAAUCCCGCUGGUUUGCUGCUGUUGAGUUUGUGGAGACUGGGGAGGUAGAGGCAGGUGAACCUGGGAACAACCGCUCUGCGAGCCAUGCCUGUCAAUGUGAAUUGCUGUGUUGAAUUGGAAAUGGCCCCUAAAUACUGUAUUCCCUGAAAGUCAGCGUGUGUUGCCUGGCGGGCUUUGAUUUUUUUUUCUGUGUUUAGUAAAUCAAAUUUAAUUAUAGACAUGAUACACUUCUGGAACGUAUAUUUGUGUUUACCUUAAAUGUGACAAUAAAUCCUAUUUUCUAUAAAACACUGUCUGUUG
This is a messenger RNA of Talpa occidentalis (Iberian mole), 1487 nucleotides long. It is a transcript of the gene PPIF, whose product is annotated as peptidylprolyl isomerase F. NCBI's taxonomy places the organism in Eukaryota, Metazoa, Chordata, Mammalia, Eulipotyphla, Talpidae. The coding region runs from base 1 to 621 and encodes 206 amino acids. Gene Ontology annotation, cellular component: mitochondrion. The transcript is spliced from 6 exons. Gene Ontology annotation, molecular function: peptidyl-prolyl cis-trans isomerase activity. Gene Ontology annotation, biological process: regulation of mitochondrial membrane permeability involved in programmed necrotic cell death; protein peptidyl-prolyl isomerization; protein folding. The record is from RefSeq and is a predicted model, not a curated record.